AGCCCAGCAUGCACUGUGGCGAGGGCGGACCUCGCGAAGCUCAGGCCUCCAGGCGCAAGGGGCGAGCGAAGUGCAGCGGCGACGGGCAGUCAGACUGUGGCAUUCUUAGAAGUGGGGCUUAUCCAGCGGCAUAUCAAUGGAUGAAUGCAGUGGAAAAGAAAGAGUAAAAUGGACAACCACCAUUAUUAUCAGCUCAUCUCUUAAGAGUUACGAAAUUGCAACUGCCCUAGAAAAUCGAAGCCACAAGGUUCGGUAUUCUGAUACAUUGGAAAGUGGAUCGACUGUAUUUUCUCUCUCUGGAGUUGCAUUUUUGUUGAUGGAUGCUAAGGAGUGUAUGACAUCAGCUGAGGAAAUAUUUCUUACCAAAAUCAAGAAGUUUAUUAACAUUCACCAAAAUAGUUUUUUGGUUCUAUUUGCUCCACUCCAUGGGCCUGAAGAAUGGAAUCUCAUGUUCAGGAUUCAUCAGAGAUUCUUGGGCAGUAAUUUACGAAUACUUCCUGUACACAACACAGUGAAUGCUGUUGACCUUAUGUGCACCAUAGCUAAGACUACCUCCAAACCGCACAUAGACAGCAUCUGCUACAGAAUGAUAACAACUAAAGCUUACAUCAUAGAGCAAAGCCCUGUCUGGAGAACACUUCAAAAGAUACUGAGUACUGACUCAGUUAGUGCGGAUUCAAAAUAUUGAUCACAAGUAUUCUUUUAGAAGAAUAUCAAUAUAAUUAAACUUAUUAACUUGUAAUGUCCAAA
Molecule: messenger RNA, 750 nt
Organism: Mastomys coucha (southern multimammate mouse)
Lineage: Eukaryota; Metazoa; Chordata; Mammalia; Rodentia; Muridae
Gene: CUNH1orf146
Product: chromosome unknown C1orf146 homolog
Exons: 6
Coding region: 137-688 (183 amino acids)
Biological process (GO): reciprocal meiotic recombination; synaptonemal complex assembly
Cellular component (GO): chromosome
Source: RefSeq, a predicted model, not a curated record